AUGCAGAAGUCAAACCACAGGCAGAUAGGGAAUAAACUGCUUACAGAAAAGCCGAAAAGUCGAAAUCUCCCACAGAACGAACACUUGAUGCUGAGCAAGCAUCACAGGGACUACGUGAUCAUGCGAAAAUUCUCAUCUGUGUCCAACUGUGAACUGGAUCCAGCUUCUCUCAACCUGAGCUGCAUGAAGUAUGGCGCCAGCCUGGUGUGGUGCGAGGAGCGGCCGCCGCUCGGGGCCCCCUCGGGCGCGAGCAAGGGCGCCUUCAGGUUCUGCGUGUGCAGCCGCGCGCUGGAGGUGGGCGAGCAGAGCGUGCGCCUCGGCGCCGUCACCAUAGUCCUGCACAACAGCCCCGAGUACCAGCUCCUCGCAUCCCCCCGGCACAUCUUCCUGGUGCCCGCCGCGAGCGACUUUGCCACCGUCUCCAAGUUCCUGCUCGUCUGGCACGCCGAGGAGGCAAGGCUCACCGUCACUGCCCCCUCCGCGGGCUUCGUCCUCAGCAAGGUGAUGCGCUCCAGCAGUGAAUCCGACUUCAGGAAGCUCCUGCUUGGCUUUGUGGGUCUUCUCUCGACCCUGGCGCCUCUGGACAUUCACACCUCUGCCCUGUCCAACCAUGGGGGGCUGCUGCUGGUGAGCACACAGGGCACUGUGAAUGUGGUAGAGCCAGACGGGACACAAAGGCAUGUCUUUGACCUAGAGGGAGGCCCUUUGGCCCAAGGUGAUGAUGUGCAGCUGAAGACUUUUGGUAAUGUGCUGGCCUGCGUGUCUGCAGGGGUUCUGUACCUCAUUGACCAGAACAGUGGAAGGCUCAUAGAAAAGAAAAUCCUCAACAUGAAAACAGUGCAUUUCCUGGAGUCCCCAGGAGAGGAGGACAACAUCCAGCUCCUCACUCCAACUGGGAUUUACAGCGUCAGCUUCUCUGUCCCCGAGGACAGCAGCAGGCCUGAACCGUGCCUCGUGGAGAUGGUGUUUGAGGAGGCCUGCAGAUACUACCAGAGGAGGAGCCUCAGCAGCUCCAAGCUGACAGUGGAGAAGCUGAAGAAAGGUGGCACCUUCCAGGCUCCCGUGGCCCUUGCUGCCAUCCUACAGCACAGCCUCCGCCAGAAGGAGAAGCCAGGCCAAGGCCUCCAGGACACUUACGCCAAGCUGUUGAACACAAUGAGCCAGGAGCUGCAGAGCUACCUGAGCCUGGAGCUCCUCAAGACCUGUGUGGUGGGUGCCCCAGAGACUGAGGUGGAAAGCUACUGUGAGGAACUGGUGGAGCAGGAGAUCAGCCGUGUUCUCCACUCUGACAUUGACAAGGAUAACUUGGCCUAUCUGAACUCUGUCUUCACCUCCUUCCCCAAGGCUGCCUGGAAGGCCACAAGGGGCUGCCUGCAGUUGCAGCAGAAUGGGGACGGCCACUUGGUAGCCAGGGCCACCCCGGAGGUGUGGAAGAAGGUCGUGGGGGGGCCACAACAGGACGAGGUGGGUCUGAAUGGGGUGGUCCCGCUCUUUGAGCUCAUCUGCACGUCCUUGCUGAGGUUCAAACCCAAGUGGCUGCCCAGUUUUGUUGAGCUGACGCAGGAGUACGUGAGCAUCUCUUGGGCAUACAGCAGCAAGGAGGGCCCAGAGGGCCGGGUGCCCCUGUACAAGAGAGCGCUGGGCGUCCUGGCGCGGAAGAGCAAGCGCAGCGAGGCGGAUGAUGAGUUGGAGCUUGAGCUGCUGCUCUGCAGCAAGAGGCCUAAGGCUGUGCUGCAAGCCGUGCGCCUCCUCAUCCAGCUGAAGCGCUGGCAGCGGGUGGUGGAGGUCGCCGAGAAGUUCUCCAAGGUCAGCCCCUUGCUCAACAAGGAGAUAUUCACCACGCUGCUGGCAGAGUUUGCCCAGCACCGAGAGCUGGACCCGUAUCUGGACAGGCUGUGGCCGCUGUGCCCCGCUGAGCUGACCGCCUCAGACAUCCUCACCGUGAUCCUGCAGCACCUGCCCGCCUCCCAGGAGGAAGCAGUGCCCUUCUCAAGUGAGGGGGGGCAGCUGACUGUGGGCCUGCUCAAACCGCUCCUGCAAAGGGUCGUGCAGCGCCCCAGCGUGCAGGACGAGGUGUACGGGGACGCUCUGCAGAGUCCCACCUUCCCGCCGCCCACCCCACGCCGGGAGCACAGGAGCCCUCCCCAGGCAGCGGCUGAUGAUGCCUCUCAGCCACCCGUGCCAAGGACUUCCUCUCCCUCAGCACUGGCGCAGGGUGACACUGUGUGA
Messenger RNA from Tinamus guttatus (white-throated tinamou), 2229 nucleotides. RefSeq names its product HPS6 biogenesis of lysosomal organelles complex 2 subunit 3 (gene HPS6). The record is from RefSeq and is a predicted model, not a curated record. Gene Ontology annotation, biological process: protein localization to membrane; lysosome localization; organelle organization. Gene Ontology annotation, cellular component: BLOC-2 complex; lysosomal membrane. Lineage: Eukaryota; Metazoa; Chordata; Aves; Tinamiformes; Tinamidae.